Molecule: messenger RNA, 2264 nt
Organism: Rana temporaria (common frog)
Lineage: Eukaryota; Metazoa; Chordata; Amphibia; Anura; Ranidae
Gene: SLC22A31
Product: solute carrier family 22 member 31
Exons: 9
Coding region: 156-1760 (534 amino acids)
Biological process (GO): transmembrane transport
Cellular component (GO): membrane
Molecular function (GO): transmembrane transporter activity
Source: RefSeq, a predicted model, not a curated record
AGUGGCCUUGGUGUGGGCGGAGCGGGUGCGGGAAUGCGGCUGGUGGUGACCGGUAGACAGACAUUACGGACAGCGGCCUCUCCCGGGAUGAUGACGUGUCUGGGGGAUGUUGGGGGUUGUAGUCGGUGAUCGGAGGGCGGAGAUUAGAUCCUCUCAUGGAUUUCGAUGGCAGAGUGUGGCCGCUGGCGGGCGGCUUCGGUCGGUACACCCGGGUGGUGGCCGCCGUCUCCUGGAUCCCCAACGUGCUCCUCGCCCUCUCCUUCUCCUCCUCCAUCCUGAGCGGAGGGGGUCCGGGGUGCCAGAGAGAGGAGUGCGGGAACCGGACCGAGAAUUACACCGACACCUGCUGGCUGGAGGAGACCAUCGUCACCCAGUGGGACCUCGUAUGUGACGAUGGAUGGAAGGUGCCGCUGGCGCAGAUCUGCUACCUGUCCGGCUGGCUGUUUGGUUGCAUCGUAUUUGGCUGCAUCUGUGACAGGUUUGGACGGCGCAAUGCGUUUAUUAGCGCCCUGGUGGUGGCGCUGCCCCUUGGAGUGGCCUUAUGUUUUUCCCCGGGAUUCCUCAGCUUCCUCCCCCUCCAGGCCGGCUUCGGAGCAGGUCUGGCUGGAAUCUUCCUGUCGCUGUACAUAGCCAGGCUGGAGCUUUGCCCGCCGAGUCGCCGACUUAUGAUAACGAUGAUUGCCGGCUUCUUCUGGCUGAGCGGAGAACUACUGCUGCCUGGCCUGGCUGUUCUGUGUAGUGACUGGAAGAUCCUGCAGGGGGCGAUAACUGGCCUUUUAGCCUUAUUAAUGAGCUAUUGGUGCUUCAGGUCGCUCUUCCCAGAAUCCCCCCGCUGGCUCCUGGCCACACAGCAGGCCAAUCAGCUGAAAGCGGAGCUGUAUGGUUUCUCCAGAGCGAAUGGCGUGGACACGCGGGAGGACCUGUCUGGUCGGGACAGUCUGUUUUCAGAAAUCGACUCGCUGUGGGAGGGGUUUCCCCGGCCGCGGUAUUACAGCAUUUGCAGCAUCUUUAAGACGCGCCUUAUUUGGAAGAACGCUCUGAUUCUGGGAUUCGCCACGUUCAUUGGCUGUGGUAUCAGGCCGUGCUUUGCUGAGAACCUCAUGGUCCUGGGGGGGUCCGUCCCGUACUUUCUGCAGGUUGGCAGCGCGGCUCUGGCCUGUAUAUUCCUCUGUAUCACUGUCAACCACUGGGGGCGCCGUGCCGUUCUCCUGCUCUGCACCAUAAUGACCGGGCUCUGCUCUCUGCUGCUCCUGGCGCUCACACAGUAUCUCUUCUCCGGAGCCUCUAUAGCCAUCUCUGUCCUCGGCUCCCUCUGUGCCCACGCUGUGGUGAUGCUGAGCGUCUUCUAUGCCAGCGAAGUGCUGCCAACGGUCAUCCGGGGUUCCGGCCUCGGUCUGAUCCUGGGAAUCAGCAUGUUGGGUCGAGCCGCCCUCCCCAUCAUCAUCCUCCAGCAGAAAUCCGGUUUCUUCCUGUUCCAUGUCGUCCUCUCCUCUUUCUGUAUCCUGUCCGUCCUCAGCCUCCUUCUGCUGCCCGAGACCAAAAGGAAGAGCCUCCCUGACACCCUGAGACAAGGAGACAGCCUGCGCCGCCCGCCGCUGCUCCUCCAGACCACCCAGGACGCCGUCCCUCUCCUGACCCCGGACAAACCCCGCAUGGACUACAAUCCCGAGAGCUACGCCCGCCUUGCCAGCUCUACCAAGAAAAUAAUUAGAACUGGAUCCAGAUGUGGAGAGGAUAACCAAGCGAUGACCGGCGAAUGAUUGGGCCGUAUCCAUGGAUACGAUGCGGGCGCCGUGCAAUAAAGAGCGCCACCUCUUCUGUUCCGCAAUGGAAGCGGAGGCAACAUUGUGGCACAAUGAUUUUUUUAUUUUUAUUUUUUAUGCACAAAAUGCAGAAAUUGUUUUAGCGAGAAAGAAAAAUCUUCCACGUAGCGUCACAAUGCGCUUGUAACCGUCCCAGAAUCCUCUGCUUCCGUCACUAUCUGCUCUGCAAGUAAGAUGCAGACCCCAAAUUCAUCAGCUGAGAAAAAAAUCUGAUCUUUCUUAUUCUGUAUUAAAGUGGUGGUAAAGUCUUCGGCAUUUCUUGGUGAAAAGUGUUUCGGUAUUUUGCUCGCAAUCCGAGGUUUUACUGCACUUUAAAUCUUAGUCUUGACUGUGUUGUGUGUUUUUCUUUUUGUGCAGACCUGAGCCCAGCUCCCUGCAUUGGGAGGACACAACCUUCCCGGCGACUCAUCUAGGCCAGCAAUAAAUUAUUUAUGAAAGGAA